CAGAGCUCUCCAGCAAGAACCAGGCUGUUUCUGUCCCUUCAUCCAUCAGCAGGAAACUUUUCCUGAAAAGCGUUGGACAGAUGAGGAGAGUCUGACCGGAAAUACAUCUCAUAAUAAGGAGUUAAUGGAGAAUAUCUUUGUGCCUCCGCUGGCUCUCCGCGGGAUCUCCGUGAACGGCGGCUCCGCGCGCCACAAGGAUGCGCUCCGGCUGGGGAUGCCCUUCCACAUCGACGCCGCCUACUUCGGCCAGGGGUUCCCCUGCGGGCGGUUGCCGUGCUUCCCCUUCCCGGCGCCCUUCGGCGUGUGCGAGUACUCCUCCUUCGAGCCCGCGUUCAUCCAGAAGCGGAACGAGCGCGAGCGGCACCGCGUGCGCUGCGUCAACGAGGGGUACGCGCGCCUCAGAGAGCACCUGCCGCAGGAGUUUGAGGACAAGCGGCUCAGUAAAGUGGAGACGCUGCGAGCGGCCAUUGACUACAUCAAGCACCUGCAGGGCCUGCUGGACGCGGACGUCUCCCGGAUGGAGAUGUCGUUCAAUGAGGCGCGCGACUGCGAGGCUCUGCGGCGGAGGACGGAGUGCGGAAGUGACGGAGAGUCCAAAGCUAGCAUGAGCGACAGCGGGGACAAUGUUUACUGAAGACUUCCACAAACUAAAAUAUAGUUUAGGUAAAGGGAUAAAAAAAAAAAAAGUGUUGAAAUUACUUUAAUCUGACAAAAACGGAA
This is a messenger RNA of Xiphophorus maculatus (southern platyfish), 720 nucleotides long. RefSeq names its product achaete-scute family bHLH transcription factor 4 (gene ascl4). Gene Ontology annotation, biological process: developmental process; regulation of transcription by RNA polymerase II. NCBI's taxonomy places the organism in Eukaryota, Metazoa, Chordata, Actinopteri, Cyprinodontiformes, Poeciliidae. The coding region runs from base 125 to 634 and encodes 169 amino acids. Gene Ontology annotation, molecular function: DNA-binding transcription factor activity, RNA polymerase II-specific; protein dimerization activity; RNA polymerase II transcription regulatory region sequence-specific DNA binding. The record is from RefSeq and is a predicted model, not a curated record. The transcript is spliced from 2 exons.